ACGUUUUGUCGUAAAAGAGACGCAAAGCGUGCUUUGAAAACUUAUAUAGUCAUUAACCAUAAGAGCUGUUUGGAGACAAGACCGAACAGGUUACUAGAGGGUGCUGAGACUCUACAAGAAGCCGUGACAGGACUCCGGCCAUAGAAAAAAAAAGCAUUUUUGGCCCCACAUAAAGGAGGAGGAGGAGGCGCUUCUUGCCUUGAAGCUGAGACGUUUUUAGAUGGAUUCUUUAUGUCUGCUUCAGCACCGGAGCAGACGGUCUGCUCUGAACAUUUGCAAGCCGUGACAGCACGUUACAAAACAUGACGCAUCGUAGCGUAUGGAUUGCCAAAAACAUGAGCUGCUGCACCCAGCGCGGAAGAAGGAGAAGAAGAAGAAGCGGCUUCCUUGUCCUCUGCGGUGCGGAGCAGGACGCGCGCAGGACAGCUGGUGGGACCAGAUGGAGGAUUCGGAGGGCAGAUAGACAAGACGUUACUUCUGCAAAGGGCAAGGUGCUGCUGUGGGUGCUCAUUGCUUUGCUGCCUCUGGUGGAAGGAGCUCAUAUGAAAGGUGGUGCUGGUGUGGGAUCAGACUCAGGCCACACUGUGGGCCUGCUGGGAAACCAGGAGGAGAGACAGCUUCCUGUGACGCUGCCUGAAAUGGUGGAGGACAAGGAACAGAAAGAAGACAGUGACCCUUACUCUACUUGGCACCCUCUUUAUGACCCUUUUGUAAUGGAUGAGGUGGAUGACCAUCCCAGCAGUCGCUGGGUAGGACGCUCACCACGCUCCUCUGAUCCCACAGAACCUCAGCCCAAGGGAUCAUCGAAGAAAAAGAAGAAGAAGAAGAAAGAAAAGGAAGAAGAGACAGAAACAGGGAACAGAAAGGGUAAGGGGAGAAACGGACACCUGAAGCAGAGCAGCAGGCACUGCCGUGUGGAGAAGAAAGAGAUGAGGGUUCGGGAUCUAGGACUGGGAUUUGAUUCGGAUGAAAUCGUCCUUUUUAAGUUCUGUGUAGGCUCCUGCCAGGCCGAAAGAACAAACUAUGACCUAGCACUGAAAGCACUGCUGGAGAAUGGCUCGCUGCCUCGACGCACAGCCCGCAAGGUCAGCAGCCACCCCUGCUGCCGCCCCGACCGCUACGAGCCGGUAUCGUUCAUGGAUGCCAAGACCACGUGGAGAACCAUCCAGUCGCUCUCUGCCGCCAGCUGCAUGUGCAUGGGCUGAAUGAUGAGUACAAACAGAUAAGUGCCCAGGAUGGAUAAAGCUGAAGAGCCUCUGGCUGGAUAGUGUAUGUGUCUGUGUGUGUGUGAGGCCCCAUGUUUAGGAUUUGGCCAGAUGGGGGCACUGUCUCACACAGAAACAGAAAAGAAGAAGAAAUAGAGGCCACUCGUUUGCCUCCCUGAUACAUUUCCUGCUGAGAAGGAAGUGGGCUGGCCGCAGCUGGACAUUAAGGGCCAAGGUCAAAAUCAAGAGACUGAGGGGGAGGUCAUUAGGAAACCCCAGUCUGGAUACUGUUCCCUCAUUAAAGGGUGAAUUAUUUUUAACUGAAUAACUGGUAAUUAACGCAGGAUACUGAAGCCUGGUUAUUAUACACAGAGACCUUCUUCAUGUGUUUGAUUUCAUAUGGGCGAGACCUGAAGGCUGAAGCUCAAGCGAUGUAAAGAAAAUUUACAGUUAAAGGACUGAUGCUUUGUUUCCAUUCAGACCUUUCAUGCUCGGUGAGAACAGGUGUUUCCACAAGAUUCGUUCUCUUCCCGCACACAGGGACAUUACAUUGUGUCUUCUCUAUGUUCAGGUGAACUCAGCCAAAUGGAUGCCAUGCAUCUUCAUGUAUUACUGUA
Messenger RNA from Pelmatolapia mariae (spotted tilapia), 1822 nucleotides. RefSeq names its product artemin. Gene Ontology annotation, molecular function: glial cell-derived neurotrophic factor receptor binding; receptor tyrosine kinase binding; growth factor activity. Lineage: Eukaryota; Metazoa; Chordata; Actinopteri; Cichliformes; Cichlidae. Bases 303 to 1205 code for a protein of 300 amino acids. Gene Ontology annotation, biological process: peripheral nervous system development. The transcript has 5 exons. The record is from RefSeq and is a predicted model, not a curated record.